Messenger RNA from Aspergillus fijiensis CBS 313.89, 1018 nucleotides. RefSeq lists its product as uncharacterized. Lineage: Eukaryota; Fungi; Ascomycota; Eurotiomycetes; Eurotiales; Aspergillaceae. The record is from RefSeq and is a predicted model, not a curated record. Bases 139 to 654 code for a protein of 171 amino acids. The transcript has a single exon.
CUAGUGUGUUCGCGUAGCGACCAAAUGCGAGCCGCCAAGAGAAACCCUCCCUGCGAUCCGCUCCCCACCAUCAUACGAUUGAUUUCAAGGGAAGGAAACAAAAAUAAAAAAAUUGGAUGACAGGGCAGCUAGACAAGAAUGCAGUUUCGACAAGCAUAUUUCCUACGUCUCAAGUCUGGCUGGUUUGUGUAUGGUCUCCUGCUUUUUCCCUGGAUACCACGGAAUCUCAAAUUUGCCGUGUAUGUAGGGCGUAGAGAAGUUGUAUGCACUGUGCAGGAUGGAUGGAUGUAUGUAGGUAGGGCUUUGCGGCAUGAAGGCACAAACCACCACCACCAUACUGAAACCCUUCCUCCCUUCCGAGUUCCCUCUUCCAUCCCUUCCCUUCCUCAACCACCAACGCCAUCGGCCCUACAACUCCAAAGACACUUGACACAAAUGACGCAACAACCGACAUUCUCUCCCCUCCUUUCUGUCGUAGAAUCGAAACCCCAAACCCACGAACCCAGGCAUGAAAUUUGGCAGCUAAUCAACUCUCCUAGAUUCACAAUCCGGUCCCUUCUCGGCUUGACAGCACCUGACGAAAAGGGGAAAAAAAACGGGUUGUCAUGCAUCAUAUCGUCAUUCUUCAGAUACAAGAAGAAAGAAAAGUACUAGGCUGGAUGCAACCCCGACCGCCGCUAUUGUGCAGGGAUAGUGCUCCUGCAGUGGUGUAUAGACUAGACUAGACUAGACCUGGCGACUGUCCUGUUUGCCUAAGCAACUACAGAGUACCAAAUAACCUUAGGCUUAAGUUGCCUAAGUACCGUAUACACUGUACACAAGACCAAAAAGUCCACCUGUCAUGCCGACUCCGAAUUGUGAUGAACCAAUCCCACCUCCCCACAUCGUUCAACGGUCUUACGUGGAGACAAAUGCGAUGCAUAGGUACUGUGCAUACAGUGCAGAAGACAGAGACGGUGCCUCACUUUAUCGGUUUGGGUAAUAUGCACCGUCCACCGUAUGCUGUUGGGCAGAAUAG